Aspergillus costaricaensis CBS 115574 is the source of this 1235-nucleotide messenger RNA. RefSeq lists its product as uncharacterized. The record is from RefSeq and is a predicted model, not a curated record. Lineage: Eukaryota; Fungi; Ascomycota; Eurotiomycetes; Eurotiales; Aspergillaceae. The transcript has a single exon. Bases 398 to 766 code for a protein of 122 amino acids.
GGGGAAACUGUGGGUGUGGGUUUGAGUGGAAAGGGGAGACACAGGACAAGACAGACAGGCAGACGAGGGAGGGGAGAGGUUGGAUUGAUUGGGAAAGGGCUCGACAGUGUGCAGUGUGGAUGACGUGAAACGUGGUGAUCCAACAGGCUUUCAGGACUCCGGGUGGCCUACAGCAGCCACCAGCUGCUGCUCAUGCGAAUGACUCAACGAAGACAGACUUUUCUUUACUAGUCUUUCCUCUUGUCUUUUUCUUUUUGUUAAUUUUUUCUCGCUUUCGUCCAGUGAUAAUUUAGUGGUGGUGCUGGACUGCUUCACCCUCUCCCCAUUCAGCCCAGUGCCAGUGUCGGGGAACCCACUUCUGCGGUAGCCUCAACAAAGCAAACGAGACCGGCAGCAGAUGGGCCAGAAAAUAGUCAGGAGACGGUGUGUGUCUAGAUCGGGGGUCAGCGACGAAGAGUGGAUUCGUGGUGAAAAUAGUCGUCGUCCACAGGCUGCACAGGCUCCAUCGAAGAAUAAUGAAAAAACAAAAAAAAGAAGAAAGGGCAAAAAAAAAGAGAAGGCGUCGGUUAUGGUUGGUUUGGCGCGAGGAGGGUCAGCGGUGGAAACGAGACCGUAUCUACUAGUAGAAAGUAGUCGGGCGGAAAGAGUGGACGGCGAGAGAGGAAGAUGCAGGCGUGGGUCAAACCAAGUCAACCAACGGAGAAACGAAGCAGAAGAAAGGAAAGAAACGAGACAGAAGGAGGAGCGCGCGCGCCUGCAGUUGUAGUCUGGCAGACGGUGAGUGGAGGAUGACCGGCAGAAAAUGUCCACGGGCUGCAAGUCUCAAUGCAGUCGGGCAGCGUGUAACCGAAUAGACGGUUGGCGGGAAAUUUUAUUCAGUUUCUGGUUUGAUUAUAUAUUAUCUUCUUUAUUUUUUUGUAUCGUAAAUUGAGUGGUUUUUGUUGUGGCGGUGGUGGUAGUAAAAUGAUAAGGUUGGUUGUAUGGUUUCAAAACAGUAGUAGAGUUUCUGUGGUCCCGUCGGGGCCUGACGAAGAGGGGGAGGGGAAAAGAAAAAAAAAGUGGAUGUAGAUGGGAAAGAGUAGAGAGUAGAGUAGAGUGGAUAACCGAGUGAGUGGAUGGAGGGGAAAUAGAGAAGAGACCAGACAGAAGUGGGGUUGGAAGAUGAACGGACUGCUUUUUGACUUGUGCUAAGAGUAAUAAUGGUGGGGAUGGGAUUGGAGAGGAAUGCCCGACAG